Messenger RNA from Ziziphus jujuba (common jujube), 3511 nucleotides. RefSeq lists its product as uncharacterized. The coding region runs from base 32 to 3223 and encodes 1063 amino acids. Lineage: Eukaryota; Viridiplantae; Streptophyta; Magnoliopsida; Rosales; Rhamnaceae. The record is from RefSeq and is a predicted model, not a curated record. Gene Ontology annotation, cellular component: nucleus. Gene Ontology annotation, biological process: mitotic G2 DNA damage checkpoint signaling; regulation of DNA-templated DNA replication initiation; DNA replication. The transcript has 3 exons. Gene Ontology annotation, molecular function: chromatin binding.
UAAUGGUAGCGCCAAUUUUGUUUUCCCGCCCAUGCUUUUCCAAAAACGUCGACGUUUCUGGUCUCUUCUUCAACCUUUCUUCCUUAAUUAUUUCCUUCCUGUGUUUUCUGCAACAAACCCUCAUCGUUUUCUUUUCUCUUUCUUCUACUCUCUCUCUCUCUCUCUUCCCUCUGAAAUGGAAUAUGAUCAAAACCCAAUUGAUCUAAUUACGGACUACCACAAAACCCAGCGAAUAGUGUUUCUCAUAGACCUAAACCCACUUCUCCAUCUCCAAAACCCAGCUCCAUUCAUCAACUGCCUCCUCUCUUCCACAAAAACCUUCCUCUCCUUUAAACCCAUCUCAUCCUCUCUCUUCGCCUUCAAGCUCUUCUUCUCCUCUCUCUCUCCCUUGCUUUCUUCCUCCAAGCUCCACCCUUUUCUCUCUCAUUCAUCGCGCUCUCUCUCUUUUGACCGACCCAUCCCCACUUUCAAUUCCCUAUCCCAAACCCUCAAUUCUCUACCAUCGUUCCAUGCGAACCCAUUGCCGGAUUCUUCGCCUCGGGCUUCUUGCCUCGCCGCUUCGAUGCGCCAGCUUCUGCACGACUACGCGUGGGACUCCGUAAUCGACGACGAUCGUAUAGCCGGUACCGUUUUAGUGAGGUCUAACUUGGUUGUUCUGUUUUCGCAGUGUUGUAGGUCUUUGAAGUGUUUGUCUGAGUUCUUGAAUGUGGGAAUGAAUGAUGAAUGCUUGGAAAAUGCGAGUGUUUUCAAUGAGAGUUUUUGUGCUUUGUUUUCAAAUGUGAAUGAUGCUUUUCUUAGUAGAGAUAUUCAAUUUAGUUGGGUUGAUGUUAGAUAUGGAAUUGAGUGUGGGGAGGACGAGAUUGGGAUUCAUGAAUCUGAAUCGAGCUUUGGGUUCCUUAAGGGUGGUAUUAGCAGUUUGGGAUGGGGGUUUUGCUCCACCAGUUCCAUUGUUCUUGGUUCUAGUCUUGUUCCUUUUGGUUUGAUUUAUCCAAAGAUUCUGAUUUCGUCAAACAUUUUUUGUUUUGGUGGUAAUUUUUCUGAGAAACUUCAAGUGCAAUUGAGUCUAGAGAUAUUAGAUGUUACUCAGAAGCCUUUGGAAUGUAAGUGCGGUGAUCUUGAAUUUAUUGAUUUGAAUUUGCCUAGAAAUAAUAGAUCUGAAGAUGAUUAUAUUAUGGUAAUCCCAGAAAUGAAGAGUUCUGGAAAAGUUGGUAAUGAAUUGAAGAAAACAUUGUGGUCAACUUUUGGUGAUGGUGUGAAAAAGCUCCAAAUUAAGGCUUUGCGAUUGUGUGUUGAAUUUGAGAAAUUCAAGGGGCAACUCUCUGAUCCUAUUCUUGUCCGUGAAUGUUUGGGAAAAACUGGGAAAGAUCAGAAAGGAAGUUCUAGUGAGCAUUUAGCAGAUAAGGUUCUUGAAAUGCUAGCUAUUGAAUUAGGUGAAUUCGUGCCAAGAAAAUCUACACCCAUUUGGCAGAUUCUUUUGAGUUUUCUUUAUAGGGAAGGUUACUGGGCCUUGGUGUCUCUUUCAAAUCACUGUGGUGAUUCUCGUCUGGGAAUCCUUAAGCCUUUUACUGUGUCUUCUGCUCUGCUAUUUAUUUUAGAUGAUGGAUUCGAUUCUCAGAUGAUGCUGCAUGAGUUGGAUGGAGCAAAAGAUUCUCAAUUUUGUAGAAAAAUGAAUCUUGAGAUUUCCGAACCCAACACAGAUUUAAAGCCAUCAUAUGGGCCAUCGCCAUCGGCAAAAUGUUCUGAAGACCGGGAUGGAAAAAAGAAAGGUAAAAGACAACAGAAACUACUUCAGGACAUCACGUGGACUGCCUUUUGUAAGGCUGCAUUUAAACAUUCUGAGCUAAAAUUGGAAGAAGUUUACUUUGCCGGGGGAUGCACUAGCUCAAAAAAGUUGAAAUUUCUGAAAUGCUGGAUGAGGCAGACUAAGAAAUCUAGCUGCUCUAACCCAAUUUUAGAGGAAAAUUCAAAGCCACAUCCCGAUCUUCCAGAGGAAGUAGAUGACAGGUUGCCUGAGUUGCACCAAGAAAACGAACAGCCAAUUUCUUCAUCUGCUUCGGCUGGAGAAAAUUUCAUGACUGAGAAUUCUAGAAUUCAGGAUGAAGCUGCUGCUGAAUUUCGGGCAGAGAAUCCAGAAGCUUUUCUCAGUAAUUUAUCCAGUAAGAUCAUACAAGGACUUGAAUCUGAAGGAGUAGACUUGAGGGCUUUUGCUCAGCGACUUGUUAGUUCAUCUAUAUAUUGGCUAAGUAGAAAAUUAGAGAUAGAAACUAAUUCAGAGAGUCAAACUUCAGGUAAAACUAAAGAUAAUGGAGGGUUUUUUACUGCUGAAUUGUUUAAGCUCUUACUUAGAGAUCCCAAGGACUUGAUUGCAAAGAACAAAAGUAAUGAUCCAUCCUUUCAGGCACCUGACCCCGGUUCUGCUUCAGAAAAAAUAGUUAGAGAAUAUGAAUUACAGAUUUUGUUCCGGAUGGAAAUACUACAAUCAGAGGUUGCAGAGUAUAUUGGAGAGUCUAUGAAACAGAAGUUUGUGAAACAGAUUUGCUCGCUCUUAGAGACCAUCCAGUGCCAUCUGGAGGGAGGCUUUUUUGGUGACUGGAGCUUAGAUAAUUAUGUGGGAAAGAUAAUAAAAGCGAGGUAUUGUGACACCCUCGGAGAUGUAGUUAACAAAAUCUAUAAAAGAAUGGAUCUGUUGCUGUUCGCAGAUGAGGAUGAACUUCCAAAUCGAUUACUCAACAGUGAAGAUAGCAAUCAGUCCUGGAAACAAAAUCCAGCAAGAGAUGAACUGGGUGAAAAUCAUAGAAUUACUGAACCAGUGUCAGCAGAUGGUGAGUCCCAUAAGCCGCUAGAAGAUGACAAUGCAAGUGUCAAAAUGAUCACAAAAGAUGACCAUGCUCGCAAAUUAAUUAAAGCUCGAGAAAGAAGAGAGAGGGCUCGGAGAUUCUCUUCUUUUACUAGUUGGGUGCCUGAUUUGCAAAGAGUUUGGGCACCAAAACAGCCGAAGGUAAUGAAACCAAACUGGAAUCCUCUCCGAAAGCACUCAAAGAGGAAGAAGGACCGUGGAGUGGCAAGCUAUGACACAGUAUGUGAGACCCCAAUGACAGGGAAGGAAAAUUCAAGCCGACGUCGCAGCUGUAUUGAUGAUGAAGAAGAUUACCAAGGUUAUAAUAAUAAUAAUCAUCAGCCAUGUUCCUCUGUUUCCAAGGCCCUGUUUCAAGACCCCUGCUAAACUGGAGCAGCCUAACCGCCCAACACUUUUCGAUCUACUAUGAAUGAGAGGGGCGACCUUCACAAAGAUUACAUACAAGCUUAGUUAGUGCCAGGCAUUCUUCAAACUGGCAAAUUUGAAAUACUGGUUCACUCAUCCUAACCACUAUACGUUUCUUUCAACUGUAAUUCAAAACCCUUUUUUUUUUUUUUUUGUUUUUGUUUUUUUGGUUAGAUUAUUUGCUCAUUUCAUGUAUCUUAGUAUUGUUGACAAUGAUAGAUAUAAUAAAAGGAUUGUUGUAAUUUUUAA